AUGCUUUGGAGCUCGAAUAAAGAGAAUGCAUCUGCCUCCGAGAGUGAAAAAUCUGUUGGGGACUCAGAUGACGAUGCCCCAAAGGAAAUUAUCCUGGCACAGCCGCAACAAGGACGGACACUUCUGCCUGCGCCUGCCGCUGCCAUCGUGAGCGGUGUCGCCGGCCUCACUUCCUUCUACGUUCGUGGUGCAACAAAAGUCGGGGGAUGGGGACUCUACGCUGGCAGGGAAGCUACGCUCAAAACGCUGGCUGUCAGUCGCAGUGCACUGGAGUCUAUCCUGAUCGCAGCAGGGCGGGAUGUGUCUUCGCGAAGCAAUGGAGAACUGGGACGAGCGGAAGCCGAGAAUCUGUUGGAGAGAAGUAUCUCUGCACUGCAUUCGACCAUCUCUACAACUUCGUUUGUCGCCUCGACGGGCUUCCACCUCACGGAAGCGUUCAUGAACUCCAUAUCCGGUCUAUCCAUCCAAGGAUUGGCUACCCUCAAUGCCAUCCUCGGCUCUACUGAAUCCUCCCGUGCCGUCGCCGCCAUCAUCACGCUGAUCCGAGAUGAACUCAACAAGCCCGAGGUGGGUGGAACUGGCGAGGUGGUCACAUACCUGGAUCUCAUCAUUGCCACUAUCGGAUUCGUGAUGCUCCAGAGGUGGGGGCGCCGCAAGACCGAACUGGACUUUCGGGAUGCCGGCGGUGAAGAAACAAUUUGGGACGCUGUCAUUGACGACAAGGGUUUCCGAGCUGACGUCGUUGGCACAAGGAAGAAAGGCCUGAUCAGCAUACACGCCAAUGCAGGCGGGCCGCCCAUGACAUUCACUUCUCCAGACUGCGACGAUGACUUUGAGGCCUUGGAAAGGGGCACGAUGUUUGAUGCGCAAGCAGUUACGCUGUCAGCCGACAACCAACCCAAGCUGACCGACGAAGAAAUCCGUGAACGGAUCAUGAGCCAAAUACCCUCUGGAGCUCGAGCCAUCAUCACCUCAGAGACCAUCACCGCCAAGACGAUCAGAGUCGACAUCUACGAUACUGAGACAGCUCAUAUUGACCCACCGCCGGGGACUGUUAUGGUCGCAGAAAGGUUGAAUCAUGAAAGUUCGUCCAGCGGCACGCAAGGAGCACCACAUCAAACCGUCAUAUUUCGGACAGCUUUGAAGAGAUCGAGCAGCAGAGAGAAGCCAUCCUCAACCGAGCAACUGCGACUGACAGGCCGUGACGGAUUGGCUCCGGAUCACCCUGACACCGACGAUCUGCUCAUGAUGAAGACUGCUUCAAAACGAAUCUCAAUCGUGGAUGAACCAAUACAGAUAGAAAACGGCACCAUCUCCAACUCUGACCGUGAUGAGUCGGCAAUCGAAUCAUCAUCCCCACCUCCUUCUUCUCCUCCAAAGCUUCUGGGACCUAUUGCCAAUCAAAAAAAGAGCCGCCGGCCUGUCCUUAGUUCAAGCAAGUCCUCGCCCAACACAAGCGGCACCAGUCGAAUCCCGCUUGUCAAAGGUAAAAAGGACAAAUCGCCUCCAGCCGCUAAGAAUGAUAGAGGUGGCGUUAUCAAGAAAGCGCUGAAGACGCUGAGCCCCAGCCAGUCGUCAGCAGUAGUAAAGGACCUCCAAAAGGCUCCACCGCAGCAGCGAAAACCAUCUACAUCGCUAACGGUACAGCCUCCUAGAUCUAGAGCGCCUUCGGCAAAUCGUGAAGAUGUCACACCGAGAAGAACUUUCGCUUCGUUGAGCCACGGUCAUACACCCUUGACGAGCCCAAGUGUACAUCGUGCCACCGAGUCAUCGACAAGCUACUUUGCGCUGCACGACAGGAGAAGAGACUCGAUUGUAUCACAGACCACAGAAACAUAUUCGAUACAUUCGCACGAUAGUCGACCCGGCUCCCCCACAUUCACAAGGACGCGCACGCGAGUUGUAAAUGGGUUGACGCAAACGAGAUCGGAGCUCGGAUUGGCACUCGACGAGACCGAAGCCAGGGUCGACCCAGCCACUGGCACAGUUCAUCACAGACGGUCUCGGUCUUUCGUUCCGAGUCUGUACUCAAUGGCGACGAAAGAUUCGACCGAGGCCAUUCUUUUGGCGCCGAAGACCCCUGUGCCUCGAAAAUCAAUAUAUGAGGACCAUAGCAUAUUGGCAGCUCUGAUCACGAACGGCAAGGUACCCGGUAUCUUCCCGGAUCGCCAUCUUGUCAAAACAAUUCGACGGUUUGCAAGAUUCGCAUCGGCCUCAUAUGGCUCAAAUUUCCUGAGGGUCAUGGGUCUGAAGACGGCUGAAGAUGAGCUCAGCAAAUCGACAGAGCUCAUGACACUCGACAUCCACCACGAGCAUAGCUCAUUUUCAAGUCACACAGGCCUACCUCCCGACACAAUUCUGCUGUCAUCCUUCUACGACCCAAAAGGCGUCACUGGUAAUACUGACCGGUCCCCUUCGGCCAUAUCGCCAUUGAUCCAUUUCAUUUCGAUCGAUGACGAUUCGAAAGCUGUAGUCCUGACCUGUCGCGGGACGCUUGGCUUCGAAGAUGUUCUGACAGACAUGACAUGCGACUACGAUGAUUUACUCUGGCAGGGCCAGCGUUACAAAGUCCAUAAGGGCAUUCAUGCAUCGGCGAGACGACUGCUAGGGGGCAGCGGAAGCCGCAUUAUGGCUACAAUCAGAGCAACACUCGAACAAUAUCCCGAAUAUGGUCUCGUUCUCUGCGGGCACUCCCUAGGAGGUGCAGUUGCUGCCGUUCUCGCCAUCUUGAUCGCAGAACCAUCAUUCGACGAAUCCAAGACCUCCUUCGUUACUGGCAACAAGCCCAAGCUCCUCACCCAUCAGCCUACCGACGGACCAUUUACCUCGUACGUCCCUCCCAUCAGUCUUCCGGCGGGGCGUCCAAUCCACGUUUACGCCUACGGGACACCUGCAUGCGUGUCUGAGCUUCUCCGCGCCGCCACUCGUGGCCUCAUUACUACCAUAGUCAACCACGCCGAUAUCGUGCCCUGCCUCUCAUUAGGUAUCCUCCACGACUUCCGCACCGUUGCAUUGCACCUGAAACACGACACGACAGACGCCCUUGGCGCUCUCAAGACCCGCGUUUGGAGCCGGCUCAAGAGUGCUGUAAAAUCCGCAUUCCACAACAACCCGAAAGGACCGCCUCCGCCGGAGAACAUGGCAGGCGAUGGUCUCGGGGAAGACACAUGGGCAUGGUCGGCACUGAAAACGCUUCGCGCAGCGAUGAUCAACGAUAAACUGGUGCCUCCUGGAGAAGUCUUUGUGGUAGAAACAACCCGGGUCUUCGACCGAUUGGAUCCCGACGUGGCACGGGAAGCCGUCUUUGGACCCGACGAUUCAAAGGAUGAUCGUACGGAGAAGCUUUACCGAGCGCUAGGGAGACCCGCCACGAGAGUGCAGUUCAAACUGGUGCGCGAUGUGGAGAGGCGCUUCGGCGAGCUGAGGUUUGGGAGGGAUAUGUUUGGCGAUCACAGUCCAGGCAGGUACGAGGCUAGUCUUGCAGCGAUGGAUAGAGGAAUUUGUGAAGAAUGA
Molecule: messenger RNA, 3513 nt
Organism: Cladophialophora psammophila CBS 110553
Lineage: Eukaryota; Fungi; Ascomycota; Eurotiomycetes; Chaetothyriales; Herpotrichiellaceae
Exons: 2
Coding region: 1-3513 (1170 amino acids)
Biological process (GO): lipid metabolic process
Source: RefSeq, a predicted model, not a curated record